Messenger RNA from Triticum turgidum subsp. durum (durum wheat), 378 nucleotides. Lineage: Eukaryota; Viridiplantae; Streptophyta; Magnoliopsida; Poales; Poaceae. The record is from the annotation of a GenBank genome assembly.
AUGGGGAGGGCCGUCGCUACCAUGUCUCCCCUCCAGAUGGUCUUCUUGCGACGACCAGCUGCUGGCGAUUUGGCCGUGACGGCGAGCCCAACCUCGGAUCUGUCCGUGACGGUUAACCCCCGGAUCUGUCUCCAUCUUCCUCCCCCUCCAUUGGUUGCUGGCCGUGACGGUGAUCCCAACCUCGGAGAGGAAGGAGCACGAGCUGCGGCAGAUUCACUAUGGAAAAAAUGCGCCAAGUUUCCUGGAGUUGGCUCAAUUCCUCUCCCCCGACGAGGAUCCCGUGCUCCCCUACCCGAACCACGCAUCCAGGAGCUCCUCCCGGCCCACGGCGAUCUCCUGUGCGCGGCACCACCACUCUUCCUUCGAAUCAAGGCAUAA